Messenger RNA from Colletes gigas, 1790 nucleotides. RefSeq lists its product as uncharacterized. The transcript is spliced from 4 exons. Gene Ontology annotation, biological process: positive regulation of DNA-templated transcription; autophagosome assembly. The coding region runs from base 795 to 1739 and encodes 314 amino acids. Gene Ontology annotation, cellular component: autophagosome; nucleus. The record is from RefSeq and is a predicted model, not a curated record. NCBI's taxonomy places the organism in Eukaryota, Metazoa, Arthropoda, Insecta, Hymenoptera, Colletidae.
GCGAACGAAGAAGAAAGAGGAUACGUCGCGAGGAACGAAGUACGACUGAGAAUGCGUCCGAGUCUGUUCCGUGAGUGUAUGUGAGUGACUGAAUCGGAACUGCUACGAGAGAUGCAGUGUGCGGGUCUUUCGCUCGACUACGUUACGAAUCCGUCGACGGGGAGCUGCUCGAUGCUGCCUGUUCUCGUGCCUCGUUCCUCUUUCGCGAGGAGACGAGGGAGGGAGCGAACGCGUUCGAAUUCGAAUUUGAGAUCAAGGUCGUUGUCACAGGCAGCUCGCGUGUGUACACGGAACUUUGCUUUUCCGUGCGGACUCUGCGCGUCGGCACACACAAAAAUUCGUCGAGCAGCGCACCGGUGCUUAGAUACGGGUGGAUCGUCCGGAGAACUCUCCUUGUACACUGUGUUCCGUUGGCACCGCCUACGAUCGUCUUUGUAGGUAUCACCGCGAAUGGCCGUAAGAAAUACGGCCAGUCGUUGACGCGAACCAAACGGACCGUCGAACGUAAUUGUUUUGGACUGGCGUGCCAGCAGGGGGACCGACGGUCGACGAAUUUUACCGACGGAGCCCGCGGAGCGCUCGCGUUUGUGAAAGUGAUAUUAGGAAGACAACAGCAGAGCGUCCUUGUAACGCGGUCAGGAUCGAAGUACGAAGAGAGAGCCCUUGGGGUUUUGUGUGCACGACGGAUAGAGCAAUGGAUGUCAGCGAGAGAGAGAGUGAGAGAGAAAGAGAAAUCGAGGGAGAGAGUGAGAGAGAGAGAAUGACAUAUAGUAGUGGGGAAUUCGAUCGAAACAAUGCAGUACAGGAGCCCGCUUGGUAACCGCUUGAUCGACGCGCACGGAUUGUUAGAAGUGCAAGGGCAAUGGCAGCGGUGUAUAAGUCAUUCGAUGCGUCAUCUUCCACUGUCGCUCCACGACGCUCUAUUUACGACGAGCGCCAAGGAACAACGUUUGCCUGGACGUUUUCACGUCGAACGUCAAUUGUGCAAUGUCGCUAAUUCGCGAAUGGCGCUGAAGAGCAAGACGGUCAGUAUGCUGGGCAAGUUGGCAAACUAUUUUCUCGGAGGUGAUAUCUCAGGGGCGCAAGAUGCACGGGAAGAGUCCAAUAACGAAACCCCGGAGUCCCUUCCAGUAAUGUCGAGGCUCAGUCAGGUGGAGGUUGAGGGCGAUGGCUGGAUCCUCAUUGACCGUAUUGUUGAGGGCGCGGCGACGCUGGAGGAAUCGUGGUACGUAACGCCACCCGCAUGUUUCACACGGGCGGGACCCGUAAACGUGGAAACAUCACCGUUGGAGAACCUGCUCAUCGAGCAUCCCAGCAUGUCCGUAUACCGAGCCACAGCGUUCCUGGUCGCCCCCGACACUCCACCGCCCACACCGGACGCGCCGGAGGACCGGGACGCGGAGGAUGUCGUUUUACCUCCCGUCGUAUCCGGCGCGCAAGCGGCAGCCUCGGCGGAACACACCCAGGUGACAAGUCCCGUGAACGAUCGGGAAGUACGCAGGCCCUCCAUUCACGACGGAAGACCCACAGUCAGUCGUGCACGCACCGAGAAGAGGACGGACCAGAGUCGGUCGGCGCAAAAGGUCCUCGAGAAGAGGUCUACCCAAUCGUGGAAACGGGGCCGUUUGGAGAGGAGCAAUAAGCUGACCGAGGUGUUUAGCGUAAAAGGCAGACGACCCCGUCGCCAAGACCGUUUGCGCGUCCAGAACAGUGGCGCGAACAACAACCGGAAAUGCUAGUCAUUCUAUCUCGGGCCAAGGUGUACUCAAGUACCUUCUUCCUAAGGCAAA